Vidua chalybeata is the source of this 1801-nucleotide messenger RNA. RefSeq names its product mas-related G-protein coupled receptor member A1-like. Gene Ontology annotation, biological process: G protein-coupled receptor signaling pathway. Bases 736 to 1716 code for a protein of 326 amino acids. The record is from RefSeq and is a predicted model, not a curated record. The transcript is spliced from 3 exons. NCBI's taxonomy places the organism in Eukaryota, Metazoa, Chordata, Aves, Passeriformes, Viduidae. Gene Ontology annotation, molecular function: G protein-coupled receptor activity. Gene Ontology annotation, cellular component: membrane.
UGAGCACUUGCAGCACUGUCAGCAUUGCAGUGCCACCAGCAGCUCUCUGCUGCUGGAGGGACAACAACCCCUCAGGGUAGGGAAAUGAGGAAUGGUAGAAACCUGCUGAGAGAGGGAAAGCGUUUGGAGAAUGUCCCAUUCGAAAGAUUGUUUCUUAUCAGGGGGAAAUCAGGAGCCAUUCAAAGAAAUCUGCAAGUCGAGCCACUUCCUCUGUGACAGGAAAAAAAAGUCAAGACAAAUAAAUGAGAGGAAGUCAAAUUCUGACGUAGCCAAAGAUUAAAUUUCCGAUUCACCCGCCAAGCCUUGCGAAACAAUGGCAGGACAGGGAACAGAGAGAGCCAGCAGGACGGGAAUGGGGAGCUCCUGUUGAGCUGGGCACUUUCUCCUUCAUGUCACUGACCUGGGAAGAGCCACUUUAGGACAUGGAUCCCAAAGGAGCAAGAGGUACCAGGAAGCACCGCUGAUCUGCACAGACUCCUUUGCCUGCUGCUGCCCCACAGGGAACAGAGGGGACACACCCAUGGCUUGUGCUCCCUGGAGCAACCACGAUCGGCAGUGCCCAGAGCUGGGCUGGCACCGGCACAGCUCGCCAGGACACCAUGGCCAUGGGGCUCAGCAUUCCCUGGAGCUGCUGAGGAGCUGCGUGGUCCAUCCCUGGAUUCUCCAAGCACUGACUCCCCAUCCACUCUGACCACAGCCAGGGGCCACAUCCCACCGCCUGCCCAGCGUCCAUCCAUGGAGGUGAGCACCGUGUCCCCAUCUCCCACCUCACCGACCGACGGACCUGGUCAGUGUGAGACCAAUGUCUCCAACGUGGCCACAGACCUUGUGACGCUGCUCUUCGGCCUCUGUGGGCUGGUUGGGAACGGGGCUUUCCUCUGGCUCCUCCAAAUUAAUUCCAUCACCGACUUUGUGGCAUUCAACCAGGCCAGCAUCGACUUCCUCUUCCUCAUCUUCAUGGUUCCCUCCACCCUGCUCUUCCUGCUGGCAGAGGUUUCCUGCUCUGCUAAAAUGCCCCCAAUAUAUCUGAGCUUGCUGUCCCAGCUGUCACUGUUCACCUACACCAUGGGGCUCUACCAGCUGAUGUUCAUCAGCAUCGAGAGGUGCAGGUCCAUCCUCUGCCUGUUUUUCUGCACUGGGCAACGUUCUGAGCACCUGCGGUGGGUGGUGAUGAGUGGCCUGUUCUGGGCUUUGUUCUUUGUUGUCACCGCUGUCAAUCCCACAGUGACUUCCCUGUGCCAGUCACACGAGCAGGAGCAAUGCCAGGUGGCUCUCACCUCCAGGUACGCCCUCAACCUUUUCCUAGUUGCUGUACCCCUGCUCAUUUCCAGCACAAUCCUCUUCAUUCAUUUCAAGCCCAGCUCCCAGCAGCAGCAAUACAAGAGGCUCGACAUCGUGAUUGUCCUCGUUGCACUCCUCAGUCUGCCCCUCAGUCUCUGCUCUUUCCUGCAGCAGCUCGGUUACACGGUUGUGCCCUCCCACACGGUUUUCCUGCUCACCUGCAUCACCAGCAGCAUCAAACCCUUCAUCUGCUUCUUGGUGGGGAGCUGGAAGAGAGACUGCUCCAUGGGGAGCUGCUGGAGACACUGCUCCAUGGGAAGCUGCAGGAGGCACUCCUCCAUGCAGUCCCUAGGGAAGGCGCUCCACAGGGUGUUUGAGCAGCCAAAUGAAAACACUGCUUGCAGCAAUGAUCCCAACAUGGACUCAGUGCUCUGACCCUUCCACUGCACUGCUGAGAGACUCUGGGACAGUGGCUGAUGGAUCCCUUGAGUCACCUGAAUAAUAAACAUCUAAAGUGUCA